AUGCGAGCAGCCAGAAAUCCGGACGCAAUACCAACUCAGUUUGCAGGAGUUAAGCUGUUUGUUGAUCUAUCUUCAGCAACGUUAGCAAAACACAAAGAAUUGGCACCAGUGACGAGAGCAGUGAGAGAUGCUGACAUUCUCUACAAAUGGAGUGGAACACUAGAUCCAUACAACGGCAGAGGGAGCCCAGCUGCUAAAAGAAUGGAACCUACCCAUCGUUCUACCAGAGAAAUCAGAACCAUCAACUGGCAGCCGCAAAUCACCCGCCAAGAUUGCCAGAGAUUGGAUUACCCUACCUAG
This is a messenger RNA of Pelobates cultripes (western spadefoot toad), 300 nucleotides long. The record is from the annotation of a GenBank genome assembly. Lineage: Eukaryota; Metazoa; Chordata; Amphibia; Anura; Pelobatidae.